CAUAAAUGUAUCGUCACCGUGUGGCAUCGAAAAAAUCGUGUGUUGUGCGCGCGAUCGUUCUUUGUUUCGGUGUUCCAUCUGUGUGUUGCACUGCGCUUGCUUCAUACUGUGAAAUGUAAUUGAUCAACGUACGUUUGGCCAUGCACAACCAAAUAAUAAAAAAUAACACACACAUUCAAUUCAUUUCCUCGCAUCGAAUUAAAUAUUUCACUGCAUGAAUGAAAUCAAAUCAAAAACUAAUUAUUUGACCAUAUGUUCCUUUCGUCAAUGAAAAAUUUGUUUUUUUUGUUUGGUCUCAACAAAAAUCUAUUGUUACUGGUUGGUGUGUGUGAUUAGACGAUUUCCCAUCAUGUUCUUGCUAUGCAGAGAGCAAAGUGUGGUACUACAGUGCGAAACGAUGUAUUAACAUAAUAUUAAAGCAACAAGCAAAUAUCUCUUUAAAUAAAGACAUUAUUAUUGGAUAGUUGUGAUUUUGCAAUCGGUAUCAUCCCAUUUUUCACAGCCAAAUCACUAAUUGUCUCUGCCGAUAAUAGUUUCAUGAAAUAUAUACGAAGUACACAAACAAUUGAACUAUUGAAGAAAAUAAGAAGAAGAAGAAAACAUAAUCUUGUUAGCCAAAGUGAAUAUUAAUCAAAUACUGACACAACUUCAAGCAAUCAAUUGGUGUUUUGCAAGCGAAAAAGAAGAGAGAAAAAAAAACGCCAACAACAGCAGCACAACACGAGUAGAAACCGAAACACGUCCAAUAAGUAAUAGAGUGAGAAAACAGCACACAUCCAUCAAAUUCACACAUCAUAAUGAAUGCACUUCUAUGGAGUAUUUCAUUUAUGUUUUUAUCGUGUGAAACUUUGGCGACAUCAUCGCGAUUUUCGCAUCAAAAAUGUGGCCUUUACGGACAGCCACCGUGUAACUUUGUUCCGUCAACGUUUGGAAUAACACCAGUAUGUGCAACACCAGGCAAAACUUAUUGUGAAUAUGUGCCAAACUAUCCAUCACAGGCGAUACGAUUGCUUUUGGAUAAAUGGGGUGUUGAUAAUGUCGAUAAUCUUAUCGUUGAUGAAACCAUUGACGAUUUUGAAGCAACCCGAUUUAAUGAUAUACCGCCAUUUGAUCAAAAGCCGCCCGAACCAAAUCAACCGCCAACAUUUACCGAACGACCAAAUGCUGUGUCAACCGAUGGUUUUCAUCAAAUCGACAGAGGCUAUGAUUAUCCAAAUCCAAAUAAAGUGCACACGGUUGCACCGCCUCCUGCUUCAACAACCGGCUACUUACCAACAAAUGGCUAUACGGUCAAUCACAAUCCGGGCGCAGAUCGAUACUGGUCCGGAUUUUCGUACUUAAUUAACCAAAGACCGACACACAACAAUAAUCAUAUACUGAGCGAACCGUAUCGGUUUCAGCCUCAGCCUCAGCACCCGACACAAAACUCUAUGUCUGGCUAUUAUCGUUCAAAUUCCCAUAUGACCGAAUACCAGCCGGCAAAAUGGUUUAAACGAUAUGCUCGCGAUGUGUCUGCGCACUCAAAAACUUCACAGUAUUUUUCAAAGAAUUCAACCGUAGAAGCAACCCGUCCAUCAUACAUAAAUACUGCACAACGAUCUUCAUCGAAUCAACUCACGUUGAGCGAAUUAAAUGAUCGAUACACCAAUCGUCGAACGAAACGUCAAAGUACCGGAAGAGAACAAUUGUGUCAAACGACCUAUCAAUAUGUUACACCGCAGGCAGCUUUAAAUAGUCAAGGACAAUGGAUGUAUGUUGUGAAUCAGGUCGACACAACUCGACAAUUGGUGCGAACGGAAACGUGCGCAUCGAGCGUUUGUUCAAACAUUUGCCAACUUCCGAAUGGCUAUUCAUCGAGAUGUGAACAAAAGUAUGUGCAGAAGCGAUUGAUUGCAUUGAAUGCCGAUGGUACGAAUCUAUAUACGGAUACUUUUUGGUUUCCAAGCUGUUGUGCGUGUACGAUAGUUGGCCCAACAUAGUAGUCACAAUGCGACCUCGUAAUGCAAAAACUUCACCGUCACCAUCAUUCAUUCUGAAUGUCCGAUGAUAAUUCAUAACGCAAUCAUAUACAAACACACACUCGCGGUCGCUGUACGCAAGCCAAUCCUAGAACGAAUAAUUAAUUUAUAAAAUCCAUUUGAUCCAAUUUCACAUUGUUAAAAAUUAAGUUAGCACUAGUUUUUUAUGAAACACACAACGGAAAGAAAAAAAAUCAAUUGAAUGAAAACGAGCGAUAUAAAAAAUAAAGCAGACGCUUUGAAUAAAUAAA
Molecule: messenger RNA, 2269 nt
Organism: Contarinia nasturtii (swede midge)
Lineage: Eukaryota; Metazoa; Arthropoda; Insecta; Diptera; Cecidomyiidae
Gene: spz5
Product: protein spaetzle 5
Exons: 9
Coding region: 798-1979 (393 amino acids)
Biological process (GO): innate immune response; regulation of Toll signaling pathway; central nervous system formation
Cellular component (GO): extracellular region
Molecular function (GO): Toll binding; growth factor activity
Source: RefSeq, a predicted model, not a curated record